AUGGCGUCGCACGCGGAGGACCAGUCGUCGGCUCUAUCGAUGGAGUCGGGCGAGAAGAUCAUCGUCGCAAUCGAGGACGAGUGGAACGUGUGGCCGUCGGUGCGCCAGAGCUUCGAGUCGCGCCUACCGCUGAAGAAGCUACAGCUGCACAACCGCGCGCGCAAGGCGGUGGACCUGGACCGGCUGCCGCUGGAGUACGUGCUGACGUCCGAGCCCAAGCUGCGCAGCCGCCCGCCCGUCAAGAACAACCCGCACUGGUUCCGCCACCCCUUCGCCACGCUCGUCCUCCUCGCCUGCCAUGACCCGGACGAGUACCGGGUGAGUCUGCGCGCGCGGCUGCAGGCGCUGGUGAAGGCGGAGCAGGGCGAGUGGCUGAUCGUGCACGUGAUGCGCGCAGGGCCCAACGACCCCGCAGGCAAGCAGGCGCGCAAGGUGUUUGCGCGCAUUGAAGACCACUUCCGCCGCGACAGGUGUGUGCGGCUGGAUCUGAGUGCAGCGGAGCCCAACUACAUGGAGGUGGAGGGCAAGGUGGUGGAGUGCAUCCGAGCCAGUGUGGACGCGCGCACGCUGCACUACUCUGAGGCCGUGCGCCGCCUGCUCGACCAGCGCCUCUCGCCCUCCUUUAACUUCUGCGCCUACUACACUGAUAAGGAGAGUUUGGCGCUGAUGGCGGAGAUGGCGCAGUUGAGGGACGAUGCGUUGAGGGACUAUGACGAGAUGGAGCAGGUCUACCUCGACACAGUGCGGCGGGCGGACAGCAAGGUGCGGGAGUUUGGGGGGUUGGACGUGGGGGAUGAGCGGGCGGCGCUGCUGGACGCAGGGCGCAAGCCCAUGAAGAUGUUUGCCCACGAGGAGACCAUCAAGCAGUUCGACUUCCGCCAGUACCUCUUUGCCCGCCGCGCCGCUCUGCUGUUCGCCAUGGGGCGGCCAGCAGUGGUGGCGGACAGGGCGUACGCGUUCAUCCUCGACUUCUCCAAGGAGCUCGCUGCCCGCCAGCGAGAGCUACCGUUCUGCAUGAGGGAGGUGUGGGUGCUGUCAGCGUGCACGCUGGUGACGACGGUGUGUGCGGAGCGCUUUGCCCCGCGGUCACCGGGGCACUACACGGAGAAGGACUUCUUCCGCCUGCAGGGCGACCUCAUCUCCCUCGCCCGCUCCAAGUUGAUGCGCCUGGGCGACCUCGUGGGCUUUGGCAAGUCCAUCCGUGUCACGCCCUGCAACAUGGCGGCAUUGGGGCUGAGUGCGUGGCCAGCGCCAGCGGUGUGGCCGUCAGCGCCCUCGGAGUCUGACCCACGAGUCAAGGCCCGCGAGGCAGUGAUUCAGGAGAUGCAGGGGGCGGGGGCAGCGAGGGGGGAGGCGAGGCUGUGCGGGGUGGGGCCGUGCAGCCUGGUGCAGGAGGCCAACCGCCGCAAGGCCUCGCUCACUGCCGGCAUGCCCGGGGGGCUCUGGCCCGACUCCUCGCCCUCGCGCCCCACCGACCCCUCCAGGUCGGACAGCAGCACCCCGCCAAAGCAGCGGCCGGGCACGCCGCCAGGGGGCGCGGGGGCGAAGAUGCUGUCACUGGCGCAGGUGCAGGUGGCGGCUGCCAGCGCGCUGGAGGCCUUUGUCACCUCGGGCAUGCUCAAGCGCGCUCUCUCCUCGCGCGAACACUUUGAGGACUUUUAUCUGGAGUUGACGCGGUCAGCAGCGGACUGCUACGCGCGCUCGCUGUGGCUGCGCCAUGCUGUGGCCCUGGACGCGGAGGUGGGCAGUCUGCACGAGGCGGCAGGGCGCUUUGACCUGGCGCUCAAGGUGUACGAGAAGCAGAACGCCGCGUACAGCGCAGCGCGGUGGCACCACCUGCUGCUGGACCUCUUCCCGCGCCUCUCGCACUGCCAGCUGCUCAUGCGCGACCUGCCCGCCUUCCUGGGCUCCUGCACCAAGCUGCUGUCGCUGGGGCCCUCCCUCGUGCCCGCGGACGAGCGCAGCAAGGUGCAGCGCCAGAUGGUGGAGGUGGCGCGCUCGCGACUGGAAGAACCCGUCUCUGUCGACGUCUCCUCCCUCCUCUCCUUCUCCCUCGCCCCCCACACUCCCGCGCCCUCUGCAUCGCCUGCUACCUCGCCUGCUGCCGCUGCGCCAGCGUCCCCAGCAGGCAGGGCGGGCAGCAAGGCGUUGGAGCUGGGCGAGGGGGACGUGGUGUCGCUGUCCCUCGCUGUCUGGAGCUCCAUGCCUGCCCCCCUUGCACUGGACUCGCUCGUUCUCUCCCUUGUCACCCCACCUCUCUUCACAGCAGAGGACGGUAUCAGGAUGAAGAGUGAGCCAGCGCCAGUGGUGCUGCAGCCGGGGGCCAACACGGUGCAGGUGGUGGCGGUGGCGAAGCGGCAGGGCGUGUACGUGCUGGGCAUGCUGAUGGGGCACUGUGGGCGCGUGCGCUUCCGAUCCAGCUCCGCCACCAUCAAGGGCGGCCCACCCGAGGCCGAGGACUACCUCACCUCCGAGCGCACUCUGCGCACCGUGCUCAAGGUGUCACCAUCACGCCAUCUGUUGGACAUGGCACCGGUGGUGGAUCAGCCAUUGCUGCUGGGCGAGCCACAGUGGCUGGGGCUGCUGCUGCACCCGCUCUCCUACUCCCUCGCGGGCUCGCUCCUCAGACUAGCAGGCGGGCCCGGCCUGCUGCUGCCGCCCAACCAGACCGUCGAGUGCCAGCGCUUGCCGCCCGCAUACCCCUCCGCGCUGCGCCAGCCAGGCAAGCACAAGGCGGGCGACGGGGAGGUGCCGGAGGGGGGCAGCGAGGCAGUGGCGAUGGUGGCAGGGUCGCUGCACCUGCCGUCGUGGUGCGCUGACUGCCCCACUGUCGUGUGGGUGCAGGCCUGCGCCUUCCGCGACCGCCCCUCGCCCCCUGUGCUCGUGCCUGCUGCCUCCUCGCCUUCCUCCUCCCCCACCAGCUCCCAGCAGCGGCAGCAGGCGGGGGGAGCGGAGGGCAUGUCAUCAUCAGCAUCUUUCUCCUCCACGGACUGGAACAGCAGCAGCAUCGGCAGCGUGAGCAGCAGGAGCAGCAGGGACGGCAGCCCGUCAGGGGACAGUGCACCGCAGCAGGCCACGGGAACAGGCGGGGCGAGGGGGCAGGCGGGGGCGGCGUCAGUGGCAGCAGUGCGUGUGGUGCGGUGUGUGGUGGAGUAUGGCACGCCUCGCAGCCGUGUCUUUGAAAAGGUGUUGACGUUCCAGUUCGUGGAGCCCUUCCACGUGGCCACCAGAGUCGUCAGCAGAGGGGCCGAUGGUGCCAGAAUGCUGCUCCAGAUGUCCCUGCACUCCAAUCUGCGCUGCACGCUGCGCAUCGCCUCCGCCUCGCUGCGCCUGCAGCCCGGAUUCUCCCUCCUCUCCACCGCCGCUGCUGCCGCCUUCACCACCUCUGCUGCCGCCGCCUCUGCCCUGAGCCCUUCCGCUCCUGCUCCACUGCUGGACGUGGGGCCGCUGCUCUCAGGCACGCUGCUCUUCACACUCUCACUGCGACCACCGGGGGAAGCGCCCGCUGCUGCCUCUAAGGCUGCUCCAAGAACAGCGGCGCGCCUUCAAGUGCCUGACGGGCAGGCGGGGGGAGAGGAGGGCGAGAGGGAGGGGGGCGUGGAGGGCGUGAGUGAGCUGCGCGUGCACUACGAGGUGCAGGGCGAGCGCCUGCACGGCGCCCACACGCCCGUCGCCACACCGCUGUGGGCGCGCACGAGAGGAGGCGAGGGGGCACGCUUGGGAGGUGGCGCAGACGAUGUGGGCGUGGGGCAGAGAGAAGAUGGGGGAGGACAGGCGGUGGUGGAGGGGGAGGAGGGGAGGGGGGUGAGCGGGGGUGUGGUGCCAGUGUACCGGCAUGCAGUGGUGCUGCAGAUGCCUGUCACGGACCGAGUGCUGGCGGUGGGGCUGCUCACGCCAGCCAGUGCAGUGAGCAUCGCCCCGCGGGUGGGGUGUGUGCUGGUGCUGGAGUGGCGCAUUGAACGCCUCAUAGACGGCCUCCUCCCGCCGCCCUCGCACCAGCAGGAGGCGUGGGAGGGAGGGGAGGGCGAGGAGGUGGAGUUUGAGGUGCGGGUGAGUGGGGACGACUGGAUGAUAGCGGGGCGGCGCAAGGGCUUUCUGCGCCUGCCCUUGGGGCGCGGGGCCAAGCACCUGCUGUCGCUGCACUGCCUGCCGGUGAAGUCGGGCUUUGUGCGUCCCCCCGUGCUGCACCUGCCCCAGAUCAACCCCGACACCAUCAGCCACUCCCCUGCCGGCCCACACCUGCUGCGAGUGCUGCCCCAGGAGCCCUGUGCCUCCUUCUGUGUCUCAAAACGAGUGUGA
This is a messenger RNA of Closterium sp. Naga37s-1, 4299 nucleotides long. NCBI's taxonomy places the organism in Eukaryota, Viridiplantae, Streptophyta, Zygnematophyceae, Desmidiales, Closteriaceae. The record is from the annotation of a GenBank genome assembly.